AUGGCGUCAAACGAGAGUAAUAGUUUUCAAAAGUUGCUGGAGUAUCGGAUCUUCAAGUGCUCCAGCUUCUGCUCCACCUUUGUACCUGAAAAUAUCCUCAUCGACAAGCCAUCGGAUCAGACGUCCCGUUGGUCCUCCGAGCUUGACAGUCAUCCGCAGUACAUUAUUCUCAAACUACAACGUCCUUCCAUUAUCGAGACCAUUACUUUCGGCAAGUAUGAGAAAAGUCACGUGUGCAACAUGAAAAAAUUCAAGGUUUUCGGCGGACUAGACGUCGAAAAUAUGACGGAACUUCUCGACAGUGGACUGAGGAAUGAUUCUACACCGGAGACAUUUGAGCUUAAACACACUGUGGGAUCUGAGGAGAAUUUUCUGCCUCUCCGAUACAUCAAGAUCCUCCCGUUACUGUCGUGGGGUUCUAGUUUUAACUUUUCUAUAUGGCACGUCAAGCUAGUCGGUAUCGAUGAGUCCGAGAUCGUGAAGCCUUGCCUAGAAUGGGUCAACAUGUACCGGCAGAAGGAAAUAAUAAGACUAUGUAUGAAACAUUUCCGGCGAUUGGAGCAGCCGGAAAUUGUGGAGACUCUGCAGAGAGUCACCGGAGUCUCCCUGGAAGAUUCACGGUUGUCGACGUUGUAUGACCUGCUGGUCGUGAAGGGCGAUCAUUUACAGGCGGAACGUUUUGUCACUAAUGCGGUCAUGGUGGGGCUCUUAAACGAUUAUAUCAAUGCUCAAACUUAUAGAGCAAGUUGGACGAAGCUAACGUCCAGCGAUCCUAAGCCCGGGAUGCGAGGGGGCCAUCAGAUGGUGCUCGACCCUACGGCCGAGGUGCUCUAUCUCUUUGGCGGAUGGGACGGCAACCAGGAUCUUUCCGACUUAUGGUCGUACGAUAUUGCGGUCGGCAAGUGGACGCUCAUAUGCAAGGAUACCGAAGCGGUGGGUGGUCCAUGCGCGCGCUCGUGCCAUAAAAUGUGCCUGGACCCGAAGAGACGGCAGCUGUUCACGCUCGGGAGGUAUCUGGACACGCAGUACCGAACCUGCGAGAAUCUAAAGAGCGACUUUUACGUUUACGACAUCGAGUCCAAUAAGUGGACGCUUAUCACCGAGGACACUGGAGCUGUGGGCGGACCUCAGCUGAUAUUCGAUCAUCAAAUGACAAUGGACGUAGAGAAGCGCACUAUCUACGUUUUUGGCGGACGAGUGCUGGUUAUUCCACCGAAUCCGGACGAUCAUGGUAUGCUGCAUUCAACGGACCCGGUUUUCUCGGGAUUAUAUUCUUAUCACGUGCCGACUGGAACUUGGGACAAGCUCGCCAGUGAUGUUUCCGACAAGUGUUCACGUGAUAUUCCAUCCUAUCGAUCUCGUGCCGGACACUCCAUGCUAUUUCAUCCAGGAUCGAGAAAGCUGUACGUAUUCGCGGGCCAACGAGGUAAAGAAUACCUGAGUGACUUUUUCACUUACGAAGUGGACACACAUCAAGUCGAGUUCAUAAGCAUGAACGAAUUCGGCACGAAGGACUCCAGUCACGUGCCCGCGGCUGGGUACACGCAAAGAGCGACCAUCGACCCCGAGCUCGGCGAGAUUUACGUUCUCUCGGGUCUGAGCAAGGACAAAGACAAAAGGGACGAUAACGUGCAGAAUUCCUUCUGGGUGUACAAUAUCCAGAAUAGCAAGUGGACUUGCAUAUACCGCAACGAAAACGCCGGCGAGAAGUAUUGGAGCAAGAUGCAAGAUUACGAACCGUGCCCGCGAUUCGCGCAUCAGAUCGUUUACGAUCACACCAGGAAGGUUCAUUUUCUGUUCGGCGGUAAUCCAGGCAGGUCUUGUCUUCCGAAUCUGAGACUCGACGACUUUUGGCAGUUGGAACUGCGCCGUCCCACGCCCGAGCAGAUCCUGAAGAGGUGCAAGCUGAUCAUCAGGAAGCAUAAGUUUCAGGAGCUCGCUCUUAGCAAUAGUAUAGAGGCCCUCGAAUAUUUGCAGACGAGAGUCUCCGAGAUUAUCGAUCACAGCGACACGCAACAAACGAAAGAGUUUCAGUCAUUGACCUCGGUCUUGUUCCGAGAGCGCAACGAUGCAUCAGUGACUGCUUCCGAUCCGAAUACGUCCAACGACAUCCUGAGCGAUCUGGCCGCCGGCAUGGCGCAACAGCAGUGUAGGAAGUCACGUAACGUACAUAAUCUGCGCACCGAGCUCUACGACGAGCUUGCCGAGUACUUUCCUGAGUCAAUGGCACAGCCACGGGCGAACCUAAUCGAUCUCUUGCCAUUAUAAUGCGACGGCGAGCCGCGAGACGACGGAUUGUUCUGACGCAUAUUAUACCCCCCCCCCUACCCCCCUCCCUUCCUGUUAUUCUUGAUUACUUCCGUUCUUUGUUCUGUUACCUGCCACUCGCCGGACGAAAGCACUUCUUGCUGUCACACUUGUUUCCUCUUUUCUUUUUGUAAAUUAACGACGAACUUCGCCACGGUGUGAUUUGCUUUUCCGCUGUUUCCGAUUCACUACUAAUCGCGGGAAAAAUGGUUAAACUGUGUUUCUUCAGCGCUACCUUACGGAUUCCGGCGGCCUUGGUAGCCCACUGUUUCUUUACGAUUUUAUUUAUUUCGUUAUUACAUACACGUGUACGUAUUCACAAUAUUCGCUCUACCGAGGAGAUCCUUUUUCUUUCUUCUCGUUCUCGUUAUAAAUUGCGUUUACUCGAGAACAAGAAACCCCCGGACGAAGCACCUGUAUGUUACUUUACGAUUAACCUGAGAUCGACUUUCUUCUUCUUCUUCUUCUUCUAUGAACUUUGUGAUAUCGAUAGCUUUCUCUAAUCAUCGACUGGUUAGCUAAUGUAUAAGUAGCUGUAUCGGUUUUAUAAUAUCUCUCUUAUAUUCCGUAACUUAUAUGUUUAUAGCGCGGCCAUGAAGUUGUUAUGUUUGCUGAAGUAACAUGUACUCGUCGAACAAACCGAGGGAACUGUCGUUGAGAUAAGUCUAAGAUGAUAGAUAAUGCGCUGAGAAAGAAGAGAGAGAGAGAGAGAGAAAGAGAGCUCUUGUUGUGGCGUCGAGGGGCAAUACGAUGUCCGUGCCGAGUGCUGCAAACUCACCGGUAGCCACAAACAGUAACGGCAAAAUCUUGUCUCGGUGUUGGAAAGAAAAUUCCUGUUUAGAUAAAUCUUUGGUACCGCGGCCAGUCUUCUAGCGAUACGGAAAGGUUUGCGAAAAAAGAAAAUUUUGUCGUUAUGCCCGAUGGCGUCCGAGGAGACAGGCAGGUGGCACCCGGCGUGUGUAGCACACUCCCUCUGUUACACGUCGACCCUCUUUUCCCCCUCUCGUGUAAAAUAUCUUUUUAGCGAACGGCAUUUUAGCAUCGGUAGUUCGAAUUAUCUCCUUUGUCUCCUUCGUUUGCAAUUCGGGAAUAAGUUCACUCACCAGGGAUGCCUUCUGACGACGAGCAACACGAGAAAGAUGGAAUCUGAAAGUGUAUCGCACCUGCAAAAGUAUUGACCGCGAGUUAACACGUUGCAGUUGGACCCUUUCCGAUUUCCCACGAUGUUCUCCGGCUCCCCCGCACACACAUUUUCACACCCAUCUGUUCACGAAUACACACAUACACACACAUGUUUUACGACGCAUUUGUCGCAAUAGAAAUUACGCACAAGCAAAUUAACGAAGUGCUCCGGGAAUUUUAAGUUCGCGUCAACAGUGUAAAUAUAAAACGUUUCAGCGCUACCGACUCGUGACUUUCCCCUCCAUCGUAAUUGCCGGACGGUGUGCCAGUUUUACGGUUUGACGGCCGAUAUCUCCUGUACAUAGCAGUGUAUCGCACCUGAAACUGCAAAAUCGGUCUCUCGUUUAGGAAGAAGGAAGAAAAGGCGAAGAAAGGAAGGGCGAAGUCCAAGCGAGAACAACAUAAUGAUUUACACAUCGCGCAUUGCGGAGCGAAACGAAAAAACUGCACCCGUUGAGAGUUCAGAGGCGUGUCUUUGUACAUACAAUUGUAACGAUUUAAGGAACGUCAAAGAUUUUUAUAAUGUGAUUCCAGUUACGCGCUAAGUUAGGUAAUGGAGUUAUGUACAGAAAAAAAAAAGAAGAAAGGUAUUGAGAGCGAGGGAGGUAUGUGUAGAGACGAAUGAGACUCAGAGUGUAGAAAGACAAGUGUACGAAGCUUUCGCUAGAAUAAAUCGACACGAUGCCGCCAUUCCUCAAAUAUACAUAAACCAGACUUGCCUUGAAGCUAGAAGGACUACUGUGUCACACCAUCACACACACAUAUACAUAUAUAUGUAUACAAACAUAUCUAUAUAUAUGUGUGUGUAGGCGUACACACAAAACCGAUCCUUUGAGCUCCGAGGCGCGAAAAUGACGAAUGAUAUCCGAAGUUCUAGUCAGAUAAUAAAUGUUUAUAAAAAUUACACGAAAAACACGACGGAGUUUGGAAUUUAUUUACUUACUUGGUUUACUUACGCGAGUUCGGUUGAAAGGCCAAAUUUUAUUUAUCACCAUUAUCGAGAAAUGCAUCUUCUCCAAGAUUUAUCGUACACAGAUAAUACUCUUUGCAAUAGAUAAUAUACAAAACGUAUAUGAUAUAUGUAUGUAUGUAUGUAUAUGUGUAUAUAUAUAUAUAUUAUAUACUUGCACGAGAGAAGAGACGGUCAAAUGCAUUAAAUACGUCGAUAUUGUUCGAUAUCGACAUUGUCCAAGUUCAAAACGGAAGAUCAAAUAAUCGGUAGUAUGUAAUCAGUAUAAAUGUAAAUUCUCAGUCUCUCUCUAUAUAUAUAUUAUUAACACACACAUAUAUAUAUAUAUAAAUUAUAGUAAUUUGUCUUGCAAGGAAACUUUAUAUACUGAUUCGCUGAUCCGUCCCCUUGUGUCUCAUUCAUCAUUUUUACCAAAAUAUACGUGUAUUCUUUCACAAUAACGUGUACUAUUCGGUGUUGUCUACUUUUUUUUUCUUUUUCUUCGCUUUUCCUUUUUCCUCGGUCUCUAAAGUAUGUUAACUUUGGUAAGACAUAUAUGUCAUCUCUGAUAUGAGAUUGUUGUACGUAUCACAUUGGAAAGCCUAGAUUCUCAGAAGCACCAUCAAUAAGUUAGCGAGAUACUGUUAUUUCUGGAAGUUAUUAGAGAGAAGAAGCCUAUAUUAGAUUAAAAAUAAAAAAAAAA
Molecule: messenger RNA, 5141 nt
Organism: Dinoponera quadriceps
Lineage: Eukaryota; Metazoa; Arthropoda; Insecta; Hymenoptera; Formicidae
Gene: muskelin
Product: muskelin
Exons: 12
Coding region: 1-2268 (755 amino acids)
Cellular component (GO): cytoplasm
Molecular function (GO): protein binding
Source: RefSeq, a predicted model, not a curated record